UGUUACAUAAAGGUUGAAAAAAAAAAUCACUGUUGCUGAAUGUUCUAUUGUCAAUAAAGUUUUGAAUUUUGACUUUCGCGCCAAAAGAACGUCAACUAUUUUAGCAGCAGUCAGUUGAUGAAAUGACAACAUUACAAGGAGGCGACGUUGUUCUUGAGAAUGUCCACUUCAGACAUUGUUCGAAAUGGAGCGCCCAGCUCCAGCUUUCUGACGGGACUGAGCUGCUGUUCUGUGUUGCCUGUGCGGUGGAAAUGAUGGAAGCUGAAGACAUUUCGUCGGUGAGAAAGUCUUUUGCAUUGUCUACUGUAAGCGGCAUUCUUAAAAGUUCCCCUGGAGCCCUGAGAGAGCUUCUCUUACAAGACCACAGGGUUGCUCUGCAUCUAAUAGCUACACUUUUAGGGAUGCUUCAAACUGUGGAGAACCCUAUCACUCUGGAAAAGACUGAUCAAGUGCUGGUCCAGCUGCUUUCAGAGUUCAGGAAUGACCUCUCAUUUCACUUUGUUUUGGAUGAGAUUCAAAAACAGGUGAAUACCGGGCUCAGUGUGAAGAGAUCUCUGCCUACAUUCAGUUUCUUGGGAAACCUCGUAAAAGCAGUUCCUGAAGUGGCCCAUAGCCUUGUGACUCAAUAUGUUCCCCUGCUAGACCAUCUCUGCUCAGCCCUGUUGCACCCAGAUGAAGCUCUGAAGACUUCGCUGGUGUAUGUCUGGCUGCAGCUGCUGGAAGCCCCUGGAGGCACUGCAGCCCAAUUCCUGUCCACUGCCACCAGGGAAAGAUUGUGUGUCCUUUUGCUGCAGACUUUUGACAGUGCUGGCUCAGAAAAGCUCAUCAGAAACUGUGCUGGGCUGCUCUGGCAGCUGGUGAAGCAGAGUGCGGCGGUGUCACUUCUAAUGAACGGUCCUGGCGCUCCGUUCCUGUGCCAUGAGAACCAGGACUCCCUCGCCAACAACAGCCAGAUCCUGACUCCAAACCAAGAGCAACAGCUCGCUGACCACUGCCCCCUGCCUCUGCUGCUGAAAAAGUUGCUGCUGAGUGGGGAUGAGAUAUUGCAGGAGAUUAGUGCGAAGUGUAUUGCCGCGAUUCUGGUUCAUUCUCCCAGUCAGUACAGUUCUUUCUUCAUCAAGGCUAAUUUACCUGGGUUCCUGUUUGAACGUCUGUCCUCUGGAAGCAGCGAGAUGUUGUUGUGGUCCAUCUAUAGUUGUUUGGUGUUACUUACUGAGGACCAACUCUUCUUCUCCCAGUGUCACUCUGUCUACGGUAUCGAGUCCCUGGUCAGGAGUCUGAAACAGUCUUUACUGCUGACCAACCUGGAAGUACCACAACAAGGUUUUCUGCUCCUCACUGAAAUACUGGAAAGACAGCCUCCGGGUUUGCACCUGUUCCCCAGUGGCUCUGGGUUUGCAGUAGUUGCAGAGGUUGUGUCAGCUGGAGUCUCCUCCCCCAGCCUGCAGGUAGCCACCCAGGCGGUCUGUGCUGCUGCUGCUUUGUUCAGACUCAACCACCAGUCCAGACCAGUCCAGUACAAAGAGUUGGAGAUGUUGGUGAAAGGCAUCACUGACAGAUUUCCUGAACUUCUACUCUGCCCACAAGGUCAUCAGAGAAACACAGGUAACCUGGGAAAGUCAGAUUUGAGGAGCAAGACUUCCAAAUCCACAGGAUUUCUUCUUCAGGCCAUGAUCUGUUUUCAGGCUGCCUGCAGGUUGGCUGAGGAGUGUGCGUCACAGCCUGCCCUGAUGGAGAACCCAUUUACAGCUCCACAUAAACACAGCGAUGCUCCGGACUCUGUGCAGUCUCUGUGUCGAUGCCUGUUGCACUUGUGUGACUCUGUCUGGAUACCUACCACUCUAAGAAUGUGCGAGUUUUCACCAAAUGCUGAGAUACUGCAAUACUUGUACUCCAUCCUCUCUUUCCAGUUCUCGCUUUUUCCGACUCUCAAGGCUGUUUUUGCAAAAAAACUUGCUUCCUCUGGUUUCAUCAGGCUGUCGGUAGAACACAAAAGCCUCCUGUGUGCAGGAAACAGGAACCCAGAUCUAAAUGCAUCUUGCUGUGGUUUUCUGCAGACGCUCAGCAUGACUCUGAUUUCCUUGUCAGACCCCCGUUUUGACUGCUACCAUGAUUUUGAGGAGGUGGAGAAUCUGCUGGCUCGCAACCUCCCCUCUCUUUGUUGCCAUCCGUCUGAUUGGCCGUCUCUGUUUUGUGAAUACCAAGAAUCAAGGUCCGGCCAAUAUUGUCUGGUGAUGGUGCUUUACCUUGCUCUGCAGGAAGGAGACAGGCUUCUGCCUGACCAGACUGUGUUCUCCAGCGUGUUGUGGCUGCUGCAGUCCGUGCAGGAGCAGGGCGGCCUCAUGCCUCGCUUGGUUCUCCGCUCUGCCCUCUAUCUGUUGGCAGUCACACAGGACAAGAGCCCUACUCUCGACAGGGUGGCUUUGAACAACAUCAGUAAAGCGCUCUCCUCCCAAAGCUUCCGAUCUCUCUACUUUCACCAUCCUGCGCUCCUCCACUUCAUCUGUGGCUACAACCAACUGGCAGAAAAGUUCGGGGCUCUGGUUUUGGGACUGUGGCUGACCGAACAAACACAUCACACUGAAGAAGAGCAGGGAUCAGUCGUCAUGCAGAAGAAAGGUGAAGACCAAGAACAGCCUGAAGAGGGACGACGGGUUCAGCAUCCUGACACAGAAACCAAGGAGCUUCUGGCUCUUGUCCAGAAGUUUCCAAAUGUAACAUUGAUCCUGUUGGACAUGGUGAGCAGCAGAGAGGCUCCCCUCUUGGAGCGCGCUUUGGGCGUCCUGGAGUUUAUUCUGCAGCACCGACAGGAGAGAACGGCAGAGCUGUGUUUGAAACUCGGUCCUGCCCUCCUCCAGGCAUUACAGCAAAUCAGCGUGGAGAGCAUGAGCCAGGGUCAAGGCUCCAACGCACAAGCUGUUAGCUCACUUCCUGUGCUGCUGAAGCUGCUGUGUGCGACUCUGACCGCCGACCCGCCUUCACCUCCCCUGUACGCCAACAUGGAAGAAAUACACUUCAAGCUGCUUUACCACGUGAGCAGCAUAGUGGGGAUUUUAAAGCCUUGGAACGCAGAGAGUCUGCUGCCAGCCUUCAACUACCUGCACUGCUGCCUGAGUUUGUCCCCUGCACACCGCACCGACAGAGCUGUCUCCAUGCUGCUCUCCAACGGCGGGCUGAUGGACCAGCUGCAAGCAGUCAUCUCAUCUGCUCCGACCCUCCCUCCAUCAGCAUGUCCUCCUCUGGCGCUGCAGUGCAGCGGCCAUCUACUCCUGUCCUCCCUCAUUACCUUGCAGCGUGCUCACUCCGCUCAGGUCUGUAAAAGCAUCAGCUGGAGUCUUGACACAGCAGUGCAUCGACUCCUUCUUCAGAAAAGAAACACAGAAAGUCUCCUACUGGUGAGCUGCCUGAGGUUGCUGCAGGCCCUGCUUGAUGCAGACCUGACUUCACCUGUAGUCCUUCUGGACUCUGGUCCUGGACUGGUGGGAUCUCAACCGCUGGAGAUUGAAGAUGGUGCUUUGUACCCCCUUGGAUUCAAAGGAGCGAUGGGCCUCCUGAACGCUCUCAGUGCAUUCAUUUUGCAGAAACAUGAGGUGCUGUUAAGAGCCUCUAUCAACUGUCUGAGAUCCCUGCUGGGCUUCCUGAAGAGGAAAAAUCUCACAACAGCCAUGUACGCGGUGUGUCAUCCAUGGACCCGAUUCCUGCUACACUGCCUGCUCAGCUCUGGAGAGAGCUGCUUCCUGCAUCCCGCCAUCCUCCUCCUCAUCACACUCCUGCUGCAGCACAACAGUUCGGCAGUGCUGUGGGAGCCAGACCUGCGGCAUGUCAUCGAGUCGGUGGAGAAGAAGGGAGUGAAGGAGCUGAGCUGGGAGGCAGCACAGACCUUAAGUUUGCUCCUGAAGCAGAUCCAGAUGACUGCUUUGCCAACCACAGAGGAGUGUAGGCUCAGAGUGGCGAGAAUGAUAGAGACGCUGGAGCUGCAGACGACAGAUGAGAUCUGUGACCUCACCCCGCCAAGCGGCAUUGUGUAUCCAUCACUUAAAUCUAAACAGCCUAAUCCCUUAACUCCCCAAAGUACCCAGAUAAACCAACAUAUUUUACCCAAAAUGUGCACACAUUCACACAAACGCCUGCUAGUGAGAGCCUGCAGCUUCUCUACAGGUGAUGACAUAUGCCAAAAGGGUCAAUACUAACAGUACAUAUGGGCUGUCAGCGCAGCGUGCAGGAUACCCAUCAAACAUCAGCACCACGCCGGCAUUGAUUUCUUUCUGGCAGCUUAUUGGAUAUCUGUGUUGAGCUUUUACUGACAGUGUGUUGAACAGAAUGUACUCCAUACACUUACUUUUUUUGACUGGACAGCAAGAGUAUUUAUCAAUCUUUUGUUUAUAUUACAUACACCCACUACUUUUGAUUAAAGCUGUCCUUGAAAUAUUAAUUUUUAAAUAUCUUAAAUUAGAAGU
Messenger RNA from Oryzias melastigma (Indian medaka), 4457 nucleotides. Its product is annotated as meiosis inhibitor protein 1. The transcript has 32 exons. Lineage: Eukaryota; Metazoa; Chordata; Actinopteri; Beloniformes; Adrianichthyidae. The record is from RefSeq and is a predicted model, not a curated record. Gene Ontology annotation, biological process: meiosis I. Bases 123 to 4190 code for a protein of 1355 amino acids.